GACUUAUGUAUGCACUGUUGCUUUAAGAAAAGCUAUCACCGGGCUUAUUGCAACACAGCUGGUGCAACUGAAUUCUAAACUUUGGUUUGUAAGAGGACAGCAAAUUGGUCACAUUGAGGACUGAGAGCCAUUUUCUUGCUCAACCAAAUUCUUUUAGCCAUGUGGCUGUACCUGGCUGCCCUAGUGGGGCUUUACUUCCUUCGCCGAUGGUACCGGGAGAGACAGACGGUGGACAACCUGACAGAGAGAUAUGUCUUCAUCACUGGUUGUGACUCUGGCUUUGGGAACCAGCUGGCCAGGCAGUUGGAUAUUCAGGGCAUGCGGGUGUUGGCAGCUUGUUUUACCCAGAAGGGGGCAGAGCAGCUGGAGAAGGCCACCUCAGAGCGCCUGAAAACCACCAUUCUGGAUGUCACCAGCACAGAAAGUGUUGAGGCAGCAACCACAUGGGUGAAAGGAUGUGUGGGGAACAAAGGACUCUGGGGCUUGGUGAACAAUGCAGGCAUUGGUUCUCCAGCAGCUCCUGAUGAUUGGCUGACUAAGGAUGACUUUGCCAAGGUGAUAAAUGUCAACCUGCUUGGGGUGAUUGACGUGACGCUGCACAUGCUACCUCUGGUGAAAAAAGCCAGAGGGAGGGUGGUCAAUGUGGCCAGUGUGAUGGGGAGACUCGCGUGCUUUGGAGGAGGUUACUGCCCAGCCAAGUAUGGUGUGGAAGCCUUCUCUGACAACCUGAGGCGGCAGCUCCACCAUUUUGGGGUUUGGGUCAGCAUUGUUGAGCCUGGCACUUUCAUUACAGACAUUGCAAAAAUAGCAGUGGAGGAUUUUAAGAAUAUAUGGAGUCAAGUGCCUUGCAACAUCAAAGAAUCCUACGGACAACAAUACUUUGAGACCCUUUACAGGUUUUUCCAACAAAUGAUCAAGAAAGGCAGCCACAACAUCUGCCUGGUCACCAACUGCAUGGAACAUGCCCUGACGUCCUGCCACCCUCGCACACGCUACUCCGCAGGCUGGGAUGCAAAGCUCUUCUACAUUCCUCUCUCCUAUUGCCCUACAUCGGUGGCAGACUACGUGUUGACCUGCUUUAUGUCCAAGCCAGCCCAGGCACUGUAGAUUAUACCAUAGCAGCAGCAUUGCUAUUGUUGAAAUAAGAGCUUCCCCACCUCUGGCAACUUCUAAAAAGGCACCCAAGACAUAUUCACCCAGGCUUUUAAUUAGAUUUAUAGAUAAUUUUGAAUGUGGAGUUUUAAAUGAUAAUGUUAAUGAUUGUAAUGUUUAAAUGAAUUUAACUUUUGUACUUUUUAUUGAUUUUAAUUGUAAGCCGCCCAGAGAUGCAAGUUUUGAGUGGUAUAGAAAUGUUAGAUAAAUAAAUUUAAAAAAUUGUCCAAACAAGCCAAUAAACUGCGGAAGGGACAUAACUCUAAUAAUGUUUUUUAAUAUCCUAAACAGAUGCAUCAUAUGUCAUCAAAUAAUUGGUGUGAGCUGGUGUGGGGUAGUGGCUAAGUCUGAGCUGUGGAUCCAAAAGCCCCUGGUUCAAAUCCAUGUCUCUGCCAUGUAUCCACUAGGUGGCCUUAGGCAAGCCAGUGCACCCUAGCCUCGCUCCCCAUCUGGAAUGGUGAACAAUAUAACUCACAGAGUUGACUGAUAUGGUGCACAGUGUUAUGAAGGCACAACGCUGCUCUGUGGGGCUGCUGUGGACUUGAAAGGCAGGGUCCAGCGGUUGUACACACAGUGCUUCUGCAGAUCUCCCCACAGGCCUGAAUGAGGAGGACAGAUCUCCCCAGUGUCCUGAACAGCCUUUCAGUUCCUCAGAAGGCCUGCAGUUCAAUGUUACACCACCGUAACACUGUGCAUCGUGUGGGCCAUGGUUACAAAUAUUUAACUGGAAAGUGCUUCAAACACUCAAAAGUACUAUGCUACUUAUUGCACAGCCUUGAAGAAAAAACCUUAGUUUAUUUUUUCCAUUUAUUUCUGAGAGAGUAGUUCAUACAGCUUUGUCACAUUUUUGCCCUAUUCACCAGCCACAUAGUCUACAAAUGAUAGAUCUAGAAGCAGUCAUUACUGGUAUGUACAUGCAGUCAAUGUCAAUCAGUAUUUCCCAAAAGGCUGACAUUUCUGGAAGGAACUGGACUGAUAUGCAACAAGCACCAUCUAUACUUUGGGCUCACAAGAGCCUUUAAUUGCUUCAUCUAUUUCUCAUGGCAUAUGUAUCUGGCUGGAUAUGAGGGCUGUUGAUGCUACUGAGUGCCAACAGUGAAGGCAUCUGAUGGCAGCAGGAUUACAACUAAACAAUCUGUUGCCUUGAGAUGAAGAGUCAAUGAACUAUGCAUGGACACAUCUCUGAAGAAGCUCCAGCCUUAUUUGCUUGGGGCAAUUUGGAGACCUUGGUUCACUCUCUCAAAAGGUGUGUACUUGAACAACAAGAGCUAUUCACAGACAGUAGCCAAGAAACAUGAACUAGAAGGGUUCACCAAAUCACAACUGUACCCAAGCUGAGAACCAAAGAGAUUAAGAAAUACUCAUUUAAUACUUCAAUAAAGAAUCAUUAUCACAAAAUAUAACAUAGUGAAAUUCUAAAAUAGCAUGUAACAUUGUUUCCACAUAAGAAUUCUCAUGCAAAAUUUAAAAUGAAACUGCCCAAAUAGUGAAGUUCUUGUGAAACCCAAUAGUAACUCUGAAUCACAAUCCUUCUUAUUUCUGUUCCAGUUUGUUUUCUGGUCUCAGAUCCUAAUAAACUUAAUUUGAAUCAAAUAGUAAAAUAUUUCACAAUUCUUAUAGAGGUCCAAUAAUCCAAAGCAAUUUGUCCACGGUACAAGAUGACAAUUUACAAGUCCACAUAUGUAGAGAAGAGUCAUUGUAUGAUUCUGAUUUUCAAACACCAAUUCUUUUCUGGUUCUUAUCAGCCAUACACAUAUCAAUCCUCCUGGGUCUUCCUCAGUGGCCCACUAUGAAUACUUUUUGUAGAUAGUCUACAAUAAAAUCAUAUCUUAAUCUAUGUAUAUAUAAUCUGUAGAACCAUAUCCAAUCCAACAGUAACUGCCCAUGUCUGAAGUAACAAUUGUAUUCCCUUCCACUGACUGGAUCUUAUAUUAUUCUUUGGUGCAUAGCUGCACUACCACUUGUAAUAUUGUUACAACUUGUUAUAGCUUGUGCUGCGCAAUUAAUGUAAUGCUUAAGCAAUCUUGCUUAAGCAUUACAUGAAUUGUGCAGCACAAGCUAAAGUAUUAGUGAGCUGCUGAAAUCAUCUGUUAAAAUAGUACAAAUAUGCAUAUUGAAAUCUGUGUUGCAGGCUUGAUGUGUACAACUAGUAUAAAGUGCAAUAAUAAAGGAGUAUGUCUGUCUAGGGUUCAUAGAAAGUCUUACACUUCUUUCAUUAAGACAUGCCCAGUACUGGUCCUUUCAACUUCAGACAUCACUGUCACCCUUCAGCAGCAUAAUGUAAUUCUUGCAAACUUGCAAGAUACUCCACUGUGAUAAAAGAGCUGAAUACAGCCAUUAGAUCCUUCCUGUCUGAGGCAAAUUCAAGCCUGAGGAUAGAAGCAGCUUGAACAGGGUGCUUUCCAGACUGCAAGCUUACGCAUGGGAGGAAGUGGUGUACGAUCCCACGGCUUAGUAUGAUAGUAGUCAAAGCACAAAUGAAAGGAAAUAAAUGUUUUAAUGCCUA
Hemicordylus capensis (graceful crag lizard) is the source of this 3658-nucleotide messenger RNA. RefSeq names its product 17-beta-hydroxysteroid dehydrogenase type 6-like. The transcript is spliced from 5 exons. The coding region runs from base 160 to 1107 and encodes 315 amino acids. The record is from RefSeq and is a predicted model, not a curated record. Lineage: Eukaryota; Metazoa; Chordata; Lepidosauria; Squamata; Cordylidae.